GCGGGUUUUUCCGGGCUGCUGUGUUCUGAUUCUGUCCUUGAGAUGCUCAGUGGUGGCUUUUAGGAAGCUGGACGUUCUCCCCAGGAAAACGACUUCUCAAGAUUUCUGCUGUCUUCCUUCAGGCGUUUUGGGGCUUCAAAAAAAAGAAAAAGAAAACGUGUUUCUCCGUGACUGACGGCUGGGGCCUUCUGACGGCCUGAGGUCUUGGGCCAUUUGGUCACUCUCCGUCUCGGUUCCUCGGAGGGUGAAAGGAUCAGAGGGACCUCGUCCUGCUCAUCGAUCUCCACGCCUGUGGGUUUCUUGGCGUCAGGUCGGAGCUGGGUGGGCCCGGCCCCGGCCCCCCUCCUGGGUCAUCAUGGCCGUGUCCGCCCAGCUCUUGGUGGAGGAGUUGGAGAUCUUCGGCCUAGAAUGCGAGGAAGCUCUGGUUGAGAAGUUGAUAGAGCUGUGUGUUCUGUAUGGACAGAAUGAGGAGGGAAUGGCCAGCGAGCUUAUAGCCUUCUGCACCAGCACACAUAAAGACUGCCUCACCUCAGAGACCCUGAACUCUUUUGAGCACGAGUUUCUGAGCAAAAGAUUGUCCAAAGCCAGGCUCGGUGCCUCCAAGGACAGUGGGCAUGCGGGAGCCAGAGACAUUGUUUCCAUACAAGAGCUAAUUGAAGUGGAGGAGGAAGAGGAGAUCCUCUUGAACUCUUACACCACACCCUCUAAGGGUUCUCAGAAGCGAGCUAUCACCACUCCGGAAACCCCCCUCACAAAAAGGAGCGUGUCUACUCGAAGCCCCCAUCAGCUGCUGUCACCAUCAAGUUUCUCUCCAAGCGCUACUCCCUCUCAGAAAUACAGCUCGAGAAGUAACCGAGGAGAAGUGGUUACCUCCUUUGGCUCAGCACAGGUGAUAUCUUGGUCUGGGAGAGAAGGAGCCAGUAACAUCAGCCUGAAGGUCUUGGGGUAUCCAGAGCCACUCACCGGGAGCUACAAAUCCAUGUUUCAGAAGCUCCCAGACAUUCGAGAAGUUCUGACCUGUAAGAUAGAAGAACUUGGCAGUGAACUCAAGGAGCAUUACAAGAUUGAGGCUUUUACUCCUGUUCUAGUCACAGCACAAGAGCCCGUCACCCUGCUGGGCCAGAUUGGCUGUGACAGCAACGGGAAGCUGAACCACAAGUCGGUGAUUCUUGAGGGAGAUCGGGAACAUUCCUCAGGCGCUCAGAUUCCAGUGGAUCUGUCUGAGCUGAAAGAGUAUUCUCUGUUUCCCGGACAGGUUGUGGUUAUGGAAGGAAUCAACACCACUGGUAGAAAACUUGUUGCCACCAGACUCUACGAGGGCGUGCCACUUCCGUUCCACCAGCCCACUGAAGAGGAUGGAGAUUCUGAGCAAAUCAUGGUCCUGGUGGCCUGUGGGCCAUACACCACAUCUGACAGCAUCACGUUUGACCCCCUGCUCGACCUGAUCACCAUCAUCAACCGCGACCGGCCCGACGUCUGCAUCCUGUUUGGACCUUUCCUGGAUGCUAAGCAUGAACAGGUAGAGAGCUGUCUACUGACAAGCCCAUUUGAAGAAGUUUUCAAGCAAUGUCUGCGAACGAUUAUUGAAGGGACGCGAAGCUCCGGCUCACACCUCAUCUUCGUCCCAUCACUGAGAGACGUGCACCACGAGCCCGUGUACCCACAGCCGCCCUUCAGCUGCUCCGACCUGCUUCGGGAGGACAAAAAGCGAGUGCAGUUUGUGUCCGAGCCCUGCACGCUCUCCAUAAAUGGAAUGAUCUUUGGCUUGACAUCCACCGAUCUGCUGCUCCACAUGGGGGCUGAGGAGAUCAGUAGUUCUUCCGGAACCUCGGACAGGUUCAGCCGGGUACUCAAGCACAUCCUGACCCAGCGGAGCUACUACCCGCUCUACCCUCCCCAGGAGGACAUGGCCAUCGACUAUGAGAAUUUCUAUGCCUAUGCACAGCUGCCCGUCACCCCCGAUGUCUUCAUAGCCCCUUCAGAGCUGAGAUACUUUGUGAAGGACAUCCUUGGCUGCAUCUGUGUGAACCCCGGGCGCCUCACCAAAGGACAGGUGGGGGGCACCUUCGGCCGACUCUACCUCAGGAGGCAGCCUGCGGGCGCCGAGGGCAGGCGGAGCCCAUGUACUGCCGCCCAGGUGGUCAGGAUCUGAGGCUCGGUCCUCUGUCAUCCCCCGUCGUGCGGGCCUCCCAGACACCGAGAGCCCGGGAGUAGACGUCUGCCAAGAUCCCACCCGUGGAAGGAGAGGGGUCAGCCAGCGGGGGAGGACAGGGCUGCGGGCAUGGGGCCCAGCGGGAAGACCUACUCCGCGUCGAGCUUCUCUGGAAGAAAGCUAUUGAUUCUUCAUGGACACUAGGAGCCCAGCGAGAACUGGCCGUGGACGCAGUACGCUCAGGAAGGUCAAGGCUUUGCGAUUUCCUACUGAGACGGACAUAGAAACAACUUUGGGAGAUAUGAAAGUAAAUUCUGUCUUUUGAGUU
Kogia breviceps (pygmy sperm whale) is the source of this 2480-nucleotide messenger RNA. RefSeq names its product DNA polymerase alpha 2, accessory subunit (gene POLA2). Gene Ontology annotation, molecular function: DNA binding. The record is from RefSeq and is a predicted model, not a curated record. Gene Ontology annotation, biological process: DNA replication initiation; DNA replication. Gene Ontology annotation, cellular component: alpha DNA polymerase:primase complex. NCBI's taxonomy places the organism in Eukaryota, Metazoa, Chordata, Mammalia, Artiodactyla, Physeteridae.